AUGGUGGAACAUAAUAAUAAUAAUGGCCCGACCGUCCUUCCAAGAAGCCACACUCUGCAGCAAUCGCAGCAACUACCACAGCAGGCUGUGCUGACCUGCCCACACCUGGGCACUCUGUCGUCCAUCGUUGGAAGUGCUGGACCCCCCGUCGCCAUCACCAGUAUGAAGUUGUUGGACUGUCUGACCUUAUCCACCUUUAUUUUUUCCAAGUGCUUGGCCACAACCUGCACGGUUCUGCACUACUACAGCUUUGACGAUGGCGACCUGGUCACAGGAUUUCUCGCAACCGGUACAUUCUGUGGAUUCAUCGUCAUCCUGACCACAGUAAUGAUCGGCUACCUCAUGAAGGCACACAUCCACCGCCGAUUGAACCUAUUCUACAGCCUACUUGGAUGCGGUCUGUUUCUUACCUCCGGAGUGUUCAUCAUCAAAGCCUGGGAGCACGCCUAUCGGACGCGAACUCGGGACCUGGCAAUCACCAAGGGUUCGGUGGCGCUCAUCAACGGGGUUAUCUUCCUGAUGGAUGCCAUUUUUACCUUUCGCGACCGGAAGUGACCUGUGGAAAGGGACGGACGCCAACCGUAAAUCGCAUUAGUGGUUUGAACACCAGUGCCAAGUUACUAAAAAAUUCUCAAACAAAGCCACCAGUUCAAUGACCGGAAAUCAUCACACAGACACACUCUGAAACAAUCGUUUUAAAUUUAGUCCUCCGAAACAACAAUUGGUUCAAUUUUCAUCGAUUGCUCCAUCGAAAAAAGAUGGGCCACAGGGAGGAGGAUGAAGGGAUGCAGUAGCGAAUCGAAUCAAGCAAAUUGCAUUGGAUUGAAUUCAUUACUUUGGCCCCGACCAACCGCAACCGAACGAGAGUCCCACAGUCAUCAUAGACAGACAUAGGCCACGCUAAACACUGUUCCCAAAACAUCAAUUCUG
Molecule: messenger RNA, 930 nt
Organism: Topomyia yanbarensis
Lineage: Eukaryota; Metazoa; Arthropoda; Insecta; Diptera; Culicidae
Exons: 4
Coding region: 1-555 (184 amino acids)
Biological process (GO): septate junction assembly
Source: RefSeq, a predicted model, not a curated record